AAGACUCCGUCCGUGAGUGAAGGAGACGCGAAGUUGGUUAUGAAGCUAACGCUUUAGCUGUUAAAAUAUAAAAUAAAAAACUUUAAAAGAAUAUAUAUCCGCAAAUUCAGAAGUUUUGCACACAUGUUUGGGAAACAUUGUGGACAUUUUCAUUGUGCCAAGAGGAUUGAACCGCAGUUGCCAAUAGACUAUAUAAAGCGGUGUAUUUAGCUAAUUAACAAGCUAAAACGCAGGUAGCCACAGCCACAGGCCUAAUCCACCGUUGCAAGUGUAACCAAUUAGUACCUGUCGGGUGUCGCUAGCAUGGACUCCUGGGUUCGAUUCAGCGCGCAAAGCCAAGCCAAGGAGCGAGUUUUCAGGGCUGCCCAGUACACAUGUACGUUGCUAGGCUACAGUCUGCAGAAAGGUGGGGCAGGUGUUGAACUCUUGAAGACUGUGAAACAACUGGAAGCUCAUAUGAGUCUAACAAGGAAGUUAAUGCGUCUAGGGAACUCUGCAGAGGCAGUGGAGGCGGCAAAGCGUGCAGUGCACCUCUCGGAUAGUGUGUUGCGUCUCUGCUUGACAGUGGCCCACCUUAACCGGGCCAUGUACUUUGCCUGUGACAAUGUGCUGUGGGCUGGCAAGGCCGGACUCCUUCCCAACCUAGACCAAGAGAAGUGGAGCCUGAGAUCUUUCAGGUAUUACCUGUUUGCCCUUAUCCUGAACUUAACCAGAGACGCCUACGAGAUCCGCCUCCUUAUGGAGCGUGAGGCUCGCUCCUCCCACGGGGGGUCGAAGGCCACCUGGAACUCCUCGCCCCCCUCUCCCCUUGAAAACGGCGCCCUCCCUUACCCCCAGUCUUCGUCCUCCCUUCCCCCGGCCGCGUUGUCGCUGCUCUCCCAGCGUCUCUCCCGGCAGUUUCAGCUCCUGGUGACGGUGCUGCGCAGCAAUCCGCCGCUGCUCCUGGACCUGCUGAAGAACACCUGCGACGUGUUCAUCCCACUGGACCGCCUGGGCAUCUACCCCAGUGGACAGGGCUUCGUGGGGGCUUGCGGCCUGGCCUCCUCUGUCCUCUCCAUCCUCACCAUCGUCCACCCCUGGCUCAAGCUCAAACCUUAAAGAAGGAAAAAACUGAGGUGGAACGUUCCUCCAGGGAAAGACAUUUCAGUCAAACAUUGUACAUCCCCGGGUAAAGGUCCUGGACUGUCGAAGGAUGCGGCAUGAUACUAAAGCAUGAGUCCAGCACACUGCUCGUUAGGGAAGCUUUUUUUCCUAAUCAGUUUUUAUUGGAACGUCAACAUUUUGGGCAGGUCAUGCUCUUAAGUGUGUCGGUUGACUGAAACGAUUGCAUUUAAAAUCCGAAAGGAGGCGCAAUUGAGUGGUUUAUGGGAAUUCUGUAUUUUGUAUCCAGCUCAUGCUUAGACAAAACGAGUCCCCAAUAUCUGUUUUGGUUUGGUCGGUCAGUAGGGAGUGUAUUUUGCACGUAGGACUUAGUUAGACCUGAACUGUACACGCAUAGAAUUGUAAACACCUCAAGGCCUGGGUAUAUCACAACUGAAAGGCUUUAUGAAGUGACAGCACAAGACAACCCCCCCCCGCCCCGUGAAUCCACUAAGGGGUCGAUUUAUAAUAUGGUUGUGUGGAGCAUGAUUGGGGGGAAGCAACUCUCAGAAAUCCAGACUUCUCUGUUGAAGUGGACCUCAUCCACAAAUACUGUUGUCUUUUUUGAAUCUACACUGGUUUUCUAGCCGUAAUAAUCAGCGUUUAAUAUAAACUGCUUCCAUAUACAUACUCGGUUUGUCCUGGUAGUAUUAUUAAUUGGGAGAAAUAUUCCAUACAACAUUUGGAAGAUGUCUGUACAACAUUUCUGUUGCCCCUGUAGAACAUCAAGCAAUUUCUUAAGAGGUGCCGUGAAUUAUUUUCCCUUACUGUGUGUGAGUUGCCAAUGAUAUUGACUGUUAAGUUGAGGUGAAGAGACAUUUCCGAGAGUACUAAAUUAGAAAGGAAACCAGUUAGCUGUAGUUUUGUGGUAAAGUCCACAUGUAUGCGUGUAUGAACUUCAUGAGAAAGUGAUAGUGAAAAUCAAGCAAAUGACUUCUCUGGAUGCCUACUCGUGCACCUAAUGAUUUGUUCCAUAUAACAUAUUGGUUGAACUCACCCAAAAUAAGUGAUAAUCAGCUAGGCUACUUAAUACAAUUAGUUGAACUCCCCUGCAUAAAUAGUGUAUUAAUACCAUGCUUUUAAAAUGUGAAUGGAACUAUGUUAGAUUUUCCAGUGUGUUCAGUAUCUUGGCUGUGGGGAAAAAGCCAUGCUUCCAAACAAAUUUUGACUGUCUCUGUUAUAUAGGUUUAACUGUUACCAUGCCUCCAGAGCAUGGUGCUAUUAGUAGUCAAUAUGUCAUUUGGUCUGGCUGGCUAACAAUAGAAGUUUUAAUCCUUCUCCUUGACCUGCUAAUUAAAAACCAGAUGUCGGGUUAAAAAAUCUUCUCUUCCACUUCCUUGACCCCUCAAUUUCACGGUUUAGCUUAAUGAUUCAUAAUUAAAUUGGGCUAUUUGAAAUGUACGGUUUUGUAAAUAAUUCAGUAAAUAAUUUAACUGUCAUUGGAGUCAAGAGUUACAAUAAUAUUCCUCAGUGAGUGAGGGUGGUUUUCUUUCAAUUCUGCCUUUAUGCUAAUUGUACCACCAGGGCUGAGGCUUUGCCGCUGUGUGGCGAAAAUGUUUUACCAAAUAAAUGCUUUGGCUUUGAAA
This is a messenger RNA of Esox lucius (northern pike), 2726 nucleotides long. It is a transcript of the gene pex11b, whose product is annotated as peroxisomal biogenesis factor 11 beta. The transcript has 4 exons. Gene Ontology annotation, biological process: regulation of peroxisome size; peroxisome fission. NCBI's taxonomy places the organism in Eukaryota, Metazoa, Chordata, Actinopteri, Esociformes, Esocidae. Gene Ontology annotation, cellular component: peroxisomal membrane. Bases 304 to 1098 code for a protein of 264 amino acids. The record is from RefSeq and is a predicted model, not a curated record.